CGCCGCGGGGCCGCGAGAGCCGCCAUUGUCGCCGCCGCCGCGCUCGCAACAGCGCUACCGCCUUAAAGGGGUCGCGCCACUCAAUUAUCCAUCAAGACCGGGUGGGGCCCACCGCUCUGCCACCGUCACUGCGCCCAGCCCGACCCUCGCCGCCACCAUGAGGGAGAUCGUCCACAUCCAGGCGGGCCAAUGCGGCAACCAGAUCGGGGCCAAGUUCUGGGAAGUGAUCAGCGAUGAACACGGCAUCGACCCCACCGGCACUUACCAUGGCGACAGCGACCUCCAGCUCGACCGCAUCAGCGUCUACUACAACGAGGCCACCGGGGGUAAGUAUGUGCCAAGGGCCAUCUUGGUGGACCUGGAGCCGGGCACCAUGGACUCUGUGCGUUCAGGACCCUUCGGGCAGAUCUUCCGGCCAGACAACUUUGUUUUCGGCCAGAGCGGCGCGGGCAACAACUGGGCCAAGGGUCACUACACGGAGGGGGCUGAACUGGUGGAUUCGGUCCUGGACGUGGUGAGGAAGGAGGCGGAGAGUUGCGACUGUCUUCAGGGCUUCCAGCUGACCCACUCGUUGGGUGGUGGCACUGGUUCGGGCAUGGGGACCCUCCUGAUCUCCAAAAUUCGUGAAGAAUACCCCGACCGCAUCAUGAACACCUUCAGCGUUGUCCCGUCUCCCAAGGUGUCAGAUACGGUGGUGGAACCCUACAACGCCACCUUGUCUGUCCACCAACUUGUGGAGAACACGGACGAGACCUACUGCAUCGAUAACGAAGCUCUCUACGACAUCUGCUUCCGUACCCUGAAGUUGACCACUCCCACCUACGGUGACCUCAACCACCUUGUUUCUGCCACCAUGAGUGGCGUCACCACCUGCCUGCGUUUUCCUGGUCAGCUCAACGCCGAUCUCCGUAAGUUGGCCGUCAACAUGGUGCCCUUCCCGCGUCUUCACUUCUUCAUGCCCGGUUUCGCGCCUUUGACGUCACGCGGCAGCCAGCAGUACCGCGCCCUCACCGUCCCCGAGCUCACCCAACAAGUUUUUGACGCCAAAAACAUGAUGGCAGCCUGCGAUCCCCGUCACGGCCGUUACCUCACAGUGGCCGCCGUCUUCCGAGGUCGCAUGUCCAUGAAGGAGGUGGACGAGCAGAUGCUCAACGUGCAAAACAAGAACAGCUCUUACUUCGUCGAGUGGAUCCCCAACAACGUCAAGACGGCCGUGUGUGACAUCCCGCCGCGUGGCCUCAAGAUGGCCGUCACCUUCAUCGGCAACAGCACGGCCAUCCAGGAGCUCUUCAAGCGCAUCUCGGAGCAGUUCACGGCCAUGUUCCGACGCAAAGCCUUCCUCCACUGGUACACGGGCGAAGGGAUGGACGAGAUGGAGUUCACCGAGGCCGAGAGCAACAUGAACGACCUCGUUUCGGAGUACCAGCAGUACCAGGAUGCCACUGCCGAGGAGGAGGAGGAUUUUGGUGAAGAGGCCGAAGAGGAGGCCUGAGGGACGGCCCUCGUCCUUCACUGCCGUUGUCAUCCUCGGAGAGCCCUCGUCCUUCAGCGUUGUCCUCAGAGAGCCUUUCGUCCUUCGCUGUCAUUGUCUUCAGAGAGCCCUCGUCCUUCACCGUUGUCCUUGGAGAGCCCUCGGCCUUCAUCCUCGGAGAGUCCUUGUCCUUCAUCAUCGUCCUCGGAGAGCCCUUGGUCUUCAUCAUUGUCCUCGGCCUUCAUCAUCAUCUUCAGAGAGCCCUUGUCCUCCACCAUGGUCCUUGGAGAGCUCUUGGCCUUCGUCAUCAUCCCUCAGAGAGCUGUUGUCCUUCACCAUCAUCGCCAGAAAGCUCUUGGCCUUCAUCAUGGUUGUCCUCUGAGCCCUCGGCCUUCGCUGUUGUCACUGGAGAGCCCUUGGCCUUUGUCAUUCUCAGAGAACCUUCAGCCUUUCUCCUCAUCCCCAGAAAGCCCUUGGUCUUCACCAGUGUCGUCAGCACUAGAGAGUCCUUGUCCUUCAUCAUGGUCACUGAAGAGGCCUCGUCCUUCAUCAUCGUCACCAGAGUUCUCGUCCUUGGAGCAUCCCUGUCCUUCACCACCAUCUUCGUCACCAUCCCCUCUCCGUUGUCACUGUCCCCAGAAGGUCCCUGUUGCUCCAGAGCCACCGUCCCCUCCGUGUCACCCCCCCUUGUCCCCAUGUCCCCCACUGCUGGGGGUGACAUCACCACUAAAUUAUUGCAGCCCCCAGGCACCAAUUCGCCCCCUUUCCACCCAAAACCACCACUCCAGUGCAGGGGGCUCCCGGGUGGCCCUGUCCCCUGUGUCCCCAACCGGAGGCUCUCCUGUCCCCUCCAUGUCCCCUGCCCCCAACUCCAUCCUAUUUUGGUUUGUUUUUUCCCCUUUUUAAGCUUUUUUUUUUUCCUUUUUUUUUUUUUUUCAUAUUGAAAAGCCGCCCCCGGGCGAGGAAUAAACCCGGGAUGUAAAGCCA
Messenger RNA from Grus americana (Whooping crane), 2458 nucleotides. RefSeq names its product tubulin beta class I (gene TUBB). Gene Ontology annotation, biological process: microtubule cytoskeleton organization; mitotic cell cycle. The record is from RefSeq and is a predicted model, not a curated record. Gene Ontology annotation, cellular component: microtubule; cytoplasm. The coding region runs from base 158 to 1492 and encodes 444 amino acids. NCBI's taxonomy places the organism in Eukaryota, Metazoa, Chordata, Aves, Gruiformes, Gruidae. Gene Ontology annotation, molecular function: GTPase activity; structural constituent of cytoskeleton; GTP binding. The transcript has 4 exons.